GAAUCUCAAGUCCCCACCCCUCUUCCCAGUUCCCGGUUCCCACUUCCCACUUCCCGGUUCUCAUCCCUGCAACGGAGUGCUUACAGCGUACGUACGGUGGUCUUCUGCAGCUGCUGCUGCACCUCCGCCUCUGGAUCAAUCGAGAGACUCAGACUCUCUCUCUCUCUCUCUCUCUCUCUCUCUCUCUCUCUGGGGGCAUGGACAUAGGGUUGGGUUCCCGUUGCUCCGGCGGGCCCGAGAGAUCCUCCUCCUCCUCCUCCUCCUCCUCCGGGGCCCCCGUGGCGGCGGCGGCGGAGGUGGAGGAGGCGGUGAGGAGGGAGGUGGGGGCGGACUGGGACGACGAGGAGGCGUGGACGGCGCGCUUCAAGGCAUUCAGCGGGCAGAGGUCGGAUUGGGAACCCAAGUUCGUGUUCUGGAGAAAUCUCAUCCUCGACGUCGCUCGCCGCCUCGGCCUCUGCAUCGUCCCUGCCUCCCAGGUGAAGAAUUCUUGGUUUUCCCGAGGAGGUUUGACGCCUUUGUGCAUGGAGCGAGUUUUGCAUGAAAUGCAUGCCAGCGGUGACAUUUUACUAAGAGGAGAUCUGACUGAUCCAACCAGUGGGCAUCUAUAUCGGAUAUUUAGAAGAGUGAGGCAAAUGGUUGGUACGUUUGGAUCAUCAGCGCUGCAAGAUAACUCAGAAGAUAUUCUCAUUCUAAAGCCACUACUUCAAGAAAGAGCAGCUGAUGUUAUCAAGAUUAUAAGUGAGGCCCAUUGGAUUUCAACCUGCGUCAUUACACUUAGUAAGUUCCGGAGCUUCUGUAAGGGGCCUGACGAGGCUUCUGCAGUCCUAUGUUAUAUAUCUGGCUGCGGGAAAGCACAUUAUCUUGCAAUAAGAAAGGACGACUUUAUCGAGGGCGUGAAGCUGUCGCUUGUGGAAGCAUCUGUUCCUGCUAUCUCAAGGCUUGACUACGAUGUUUUGCAUCUGACAUGGACAACAGAAAAGUUGCAGCAACAACUUGAAGUGCUGGAUCGCCGCUGGGAGAUUUCAAGAAAAAUGGCGUUAGCCUGUUUCAAGUCAGGGAAUAAACAAGCGUCUUACAGACACAUAAGGCAAUGCAAGUUGUUGCAAGAAAACAGGGUGAAAUGCAUAUCACUGGUGGAGAGGGUUGACGAAGUUCUUUGUCUCAUUGCCAAUGCCGAGUCCACAAAGAAGGUUUCUGAAGCUAUACAAGUUGGUGCUAGAGCAAUUAAGGAGCAUAGGAUCAGUAUAGAGGAGGUUCACCACCACCUCCAAGAGCUUGACGCAGUUGUUGCAGCACAGAAGCAAGUUGAUGCAGUGUUAGAAGUUGUGCCACUUCAAUCAGUGGAUAUUGAAGAAGAAGACAUUGAAGCAGAAUUCCAGAAGCUGGAAAAGGAGCUUGAAGAAGCUGCCCCCGAGCCAGAAGCUCGGGAACCAAUGGCAAAACAGGGGGAGGAAGCUGGACCACAACAAUCGGUCGACUCAUUGAGCGAUAAUCUGUCAAAUCUCCACCUCGAAGCUGCGUAGUUGACAGGACAUUUUUGUAUGUGGAGGAAACUUUUCUGCCCAAUAUAUUUUUGAGAAGGAGAAUACUCGUUCCAGGCAUGUAUUUUUUGUCUUCAACAUUUGUAAGUAUUAUUAUGUGAACUCUGUGCAAAUUUGACUAGCCAAUCUUUGGACUUCUAGUUAUGGGAAAAAAAAAAUAGAGAAAAGAGAAGAGAAGGCAAGCUGACAGAACUGGUUACAACUUA
This is a messenger RNA of Ananas comosus (pineapple), 1747 nucleotides long. Its product is annotated as charged multivesicular body protein 7. NCBI's taxonomy places the organism in Eukaryota, Viridiplantae, Streptophyta, Magnoliopsida, Poales, Bromeliaceae. Gene Ontology annotation, biological process: vesicle budding from membrane; late endosome to vacuole transport via multivesicular body sorting pathway. Gene Ontology annotation, cellular component: multivesicular body; ESCRT III complex; cytoplasmic side of plasma membrane. The record is from RefSeq and is a predicted model, not a curated record. The transcript has 8 exons. The coding region runs from base 198 to 1523 and encodes 441 amino acids.